AUGGUCAAACCCGACCCCGAAUCGAACAACAGCAAGGUCUGGAUUCCAAUUACUAUCGUUGCAUGUAUUUUGUCCGUGAUCCUCGUGGCAUGGUGUGUCUGUCGAUGUUCGCGUGAUGAAGACGACCACGAUCGUGGCUGGGGUGGCCGUGGCCGUGGCCGUAUCCCGAACCCGCCACUUGACUGGUUUGCUGUUGCACCUCCGAGACGACCGAGAGGUGGUCCCGGGCCCGAUGGACCUCGAAGACGAAGACGGCCGCCGUUCAACUUGCCUCCUGGUGCGGCAGCAGUGGCAGCGAUAGGAGCACCACGAGUGCGUGGACUCCCCAUGCCUCUACCCUGGCAGGAAGUUGUGUUCGCCGCCGAGUAUCCUAUAAUGCGGCAACGAGCACAACAGCAAUGGGAGGUCGCACCGGAACCUAGAUUGGAUAUUCCUAUGCCGCGUCAGCCGGAGCCUUUGGUUCUCGUUCGCGAACCGCGAGGCGCCGUGAUGCAAGGCGUGCGGCGGGACGGACAGCCACGAGUGUUUAUGGACAACAGGGAUCUUGAAAGAGAUGCUGCUGCUGAUCCGCUGAUGGAUUGGCGGUUCGCUGAGGGAUUGGGAGCAGGACCGUAUCGACACGCACUUGGAUUUGCGCCGGGUCAGGGACUGGGAAUGAUGGGGCCAGUGGCAAUUGGUCCUCAACAUGCAAACAGACGCCGAAGCAGGAGAAGACGAGUACGAUUUGAUCCCCAUCCUCAUUGGAUAGAGGAGAGGAGACCGGACUUUGAUCACGAUGACGAUGAGGGCGACGACGAUGAUGGUGGCGUUGGUGUGAGAGCGAAUAUCAUUGAGAGGCGCCCGAUAUUCGAUUGA
Molecule: messenger RNA, 855 nt
Organism: Exophiala dermatitidis NIH/UT8656
Lineage: Eukaryota; Fungi; Ascomycota; Eurotiomycetes; Chaetothyriales; Herpotrichiellaceae
Exons: 1
Coding region: 1-855 (284 amino acids)
Source: RefSeq, a predicted model, not a curated record